This is a messenger RNA of Aphidius gifuensis, 826 nucleotides long. RefSeq lists its product as uncharacterized. The record is from RefSeq and is a predicted model, not a curated record. NCBI's taxonomy places the organism in Eukaryota, Metazoa, Arthropoda, Insecta, Hymenoptera, Braconidae. The coding region runs from base 113 to 769 and encodes 218 amino acids. The transcript has 5 exons.
UGUUGGUUAUCCCCACUUAUCCCUACCAGUAUACGACGGCAUCAUACCUAUAUAUGAACAGAAUUCAGAAAGUCGAAAGAUAUCAUCCAUUGUCAUCUAUUGAUCCAAUAUCAUGUCUUCAAUUAAUGUUUCAGACUCAACCCCAUCAUUUGAAGUUGAUGAAAAUAGUGGCUUUUCUAAACACGUCAAAGCUUUUUCCAAAAAAAUGGAAAAAUUUGAAGCAGAUCAUGAGGAACGUUUAAUGGCACUUCUUUCUUCAGCUGAUUCACUUCGUCAAGUUAAACAGCUAUUAAGUGACGAAGGAGAACUAUCAGAAGGUAUGAAAGAAGUCUUUGAUAAAGCUAUAAAAGAAGAAGAAGAAGAAAAGAAAGCUUCUGAAGUGCCCAUAAAACGUAUCAUAAACAAAAUUCGAAUAAUGAAUAAACGUGAAAGACAACAUGAAUUGGACAAAUUAUUAAAAAAAAAUGAAGCUGAAUUGCAGAGGACCGAACAUUAUUUAUUCAUAACAUUAACACCAUCUCAGAUAAAAGAAAGACAAGCUCAAUUGGAUUUAGAACAAGAUCUUUUGGCAGAAUACUUAUGGAUUCUGAAAGAAAUAAGUCCAAAUACUCACGAAAAUGCAGUAAAACUUCAGUCAGCAGAAAGCUGGCCUGAUUAUCCAGAGUUUGAAGACACCAGUUCGGAAGACCUCUUUCAAAAGCUAUGCGAAGAAUAUCUAAAAAUGAAAAACAGUCAUAUUGAUGCAUGUGGUCAACAACCUAUUUUUUAGCAUAAUAAUAACAUACGAUAAAAAUAUAAAAAAAAAAAAAAAAAAAAAAAACCCUUA